AUGGAGACGAAACCAAACCCUAGACGACCCUCGAGCAGUGUUCUUCCUUACGAAACACCCAGAUUAAGAGAUCACUACCUCCUCGGCAAAAAGCUAGGCCAAGGCCAAUUCGGAACAACCUAUCUCUGCACAGAGAAAUCAUCUUCCGCUAAUUACGCCUGCAAAUCGAUUCCCAAGCGCAAGCUCGUGUGCCGCGAGGAUUACGAGGAUGUGUGGAGAGAGAUUCAGAUCAUGCAUCAUCUCUCCGAGCACCCGAACGUGGUUCGGAUCAAGGGUACUUAUGAAGAUUCCGUCUUUGUUCACAUUGUGAUGGAGGUCUGUGAAGGUGGGGAGCUUUUCGAUCGGAUUGUUUCAAAGGGGCAUUUCAGCGAGCGUGAGGCUGCGAAGUUGAUUAAGACGAUUCUUGGUGUUGUUGAGGCUUGUCAUUCGCUUGGUGUUAUGCAUAGAGAUCUCAAGCCUGAAAAUUUCUUGUUUGAUAGCCCUAAUGAUGAUGCUAAGCUUAAGGCUACAGAUUUCGGGUUGUCUGUCUUCUACAAACCAGGGCAGUAUCUGUAUGAUGUAGUCGGAAGUCCGUAUUACGUUGCACCAGAGGUUCUGAAGAAAUGUUAUGGACCAGAGAUAGACGUGUGGAGCGCCGGUGUUAUCCUUUACAUUUUACUAAGCGGUGUUCCUCCUUUCUGGGCAGAAACCGAGUCAGGAAUCUUUAGACAGAUUUUGCAAGGGAAGAUAGAUUUCAAAUCCGACCCGUGGCCUAGUAUCUCAGAAGGUGCUAAAGAUUUGAUUUACAGAAUGCUCGAUAGGAGCCCCAAGAAACGCAUCUCUGCACAUGAAGCAUUGUGUCACCCGUGGAUCGUUGAUGAACAUGCUGCACCAGACAAGCCUCUAGAUCCAGCAGUCUUGUCGCGACUAAAGCAGUUCUCGCAAAUGAAUAAGAUCAAGAAAAUGGCCUUAAGGGUAAUCGCUGAGAGACUCUCGGAGGAAGAAAUUGGUGGUCUGAAAGAAUUGUUCAAAAUGAUAGAUACGGACAACAGUGGAACAAUCACCUUUGAGGAGCUUAAAGCUGGUCUGAAGAGAGUUGGAUCUGAACUAAUGGAAUCAGAGAUCAAGUCUCUUAUGGAUGCGGCGGAUAUAGACAACAGUGGGACGAUAGACUACGGUGAGUUUCUAGCGGCGACACUACACAUGAACAAGAUGGAGAGAGAGGAGAAUUUGGUGGUUGCGUUUUCAUAUUUUGAUAAAGAUGGGAGCGGUUAUAUCACUAUUGAUGAGCUUCAACAAGCCUGCACAGAGUUUGGUCUCUGUGACACUCCUCUUGAUGACAUGAUCAAAGAGAUUGAUCUUGACAAUGAUGGGAGGAUCGAUUUCUCGGAGUUUACUGCAAUGAUGAAGAAAGGAGAUGGAGUUGGAAGAAGCAGAACCAUGAUGAAGAACUUGAACUUCAAUAUAGCUGAUGCUUUUGGGGUUGAGGAAAGUAGCAGCACUGCACAACCUGAUGAUACACCAAACUAG
This is a messenger RNA of Thlaspi arvense, 1509 nucleotides long. The record is from the annotation of a GenBank genome assembly. Lineage: Eukaryota; Viridiplantae; Streptophyta; Magnoliopsida; Brassicales; Brassicaceae.